UUUCUUCUGGCUGACCCAGGAACACCACCAGUCUUAUACAUAGGCUAUUAAAUAAACUGAGUAUUAGGCCACUCAGAUUUCACCAGUGGAGUUCCUCAGUAAUUAAAAAUAGACCAUUAGAUGGGAGAAAAGAAAAAGAAAAAACUUUUGUGAAAACUCUCGCAAACCUUUUUCGUUCCCGUGAAAAAUUAUCAUUUUGUGAAGGAAAAAGAGAUGGGAGUAAAAUAAAACGAAAUAAAAUUAAUUAAUUAAUACUGUACUUUUGCAAGAGAACAGGUUUUGCGUGUAAUUCGUUCCCAUUUCGUCCUCCACAUUUUAUUUAUUAAAAACAGGAUCUACAGAUUAACACAAAAAUAUAAUAACUGCAGUUACUAUACAACUUCAGACAGUGUAAGCUUUCAGAAUUCAUAAAUAACUUAUUUUUGUAUAACUGUGGUGGCAAAAUACUGCGUUGCGCCAUUAAACUCGCGAUAACAUGAACCCGAUCUAAACAAACAGCGCACCUUUCUCCUGAAUCUAACGAAACUCUCAGCUGGUCACCAUGGAGAUUUUGGUGGGGGCGUGGCCUCGCAGAGUCACGUGACUCUUUCUCCAGCUAGUCCUCCAGUGUCGCGGUUUGCGCUGAAAGAUGGCCGCGGUGGAGCAGCGCCCGCCGGCGCGGGAGGGAAUUCGGAUCGCGGUGCUAUGUCUGUUCUGGUACACCGUCAGCUCUGGUGGCAACGUGGUCAAUAAAAUCAUCCUCAACGGCUUCCCCUAUCCGGUCACGGUGUCUCUCUUUCAUAUACUCUCCAUCAUCGUGUUUCUCCCGCCGCUGCUGCGAGCCUGGGGCGUCCCACGAACGGAGUUACCGGCCCGCUACUACCGCUGGUUCAUUCUGCCGCUCGCCUUCGGGAAAUACUUCUCCUCGGUCUCGGCCCAUUUCAGCAUAUGGAAGGUCCCGGUGUCGUACGCGCACACUGUGAAGGCCACCAUGCCCAUCUGGGUGGUUCUGCUGUCACGGAUUAUCAUGAAAGAGAAGCAAACCACAAAGGUUUAUGUGUCUCUUAUACCCAUCAUUGGAGGCGUUCUUUUGGCCACUGUCACUGAAUUGUCCUUUGACGUCUCUGGAUUGAUCAGCGCUUUGGCAGCGACGCUCUGCUUCUCUUUACAGAACAUCUUCUCGAAAAAGGUGUUGCGUGACACAAGGAUUCACCACCUCCAGUUACUGAACAUCCUGGGCUUCCAUGCACUUAUGUUUAUGCUGCCCACAUGGAUUUUAGUGGACCUCUCAUCUUUCCUGAUGGAUGGAGAUCUGACGGAGGUUUCCAACUGGACAGGAACGAUCGUGCUGCUCCUCAUUAGUGGUAUCUGCAACUUUGCACAAAACAUGAUAGCUUUCAGUGUGCUGAACCUGGUCAGCCCACUCAGUUACGCCGUAGCCAACGCAACGAAGAGGAUCAUGGUCAUCAGUAUAUCCCUACUGAUGCUCAGGAACCCCGUCAGCACCUCCAACAUUAUCGGCAUGAUGACAGCAAUACUAGGCGUCUUCCUCUAUAAUAAGGCGAAAUACGAUAACAACCAGGAGGCCAAGAAGAAACUGCUGCCAGUUUCAGCGCAGGAUAUGGUUUCAUUCGACAAACCCCAGUCCAACGGCUCCGGGACCUUCGCUCACAGCUCAGACUUUCAGCACGGUCGGAGCACAGUACUCACCGACCACUUUCAGUACAGCCGGCAGGCCUACACAACGAAUUACAGCUCCAAGCAGUAUGUUGUGUGAGUCGAACACUUUGGAGCACUGUAAAGACUGGUCUCUGACCCCCAUGCUUCAGAGGAGAUGGGUGAAUCUUUCAUACGGAGGAGGAAGUGUCGGAAUGACUGGAAAAGGAAUGUUUACUCACAAAAUCCUACUGCUUUUUUCACAGGCCUGUUAUUUAUUUCAUUACAAACCCUAUUUUGGUUGUUUUCCUACUUAGUUUAAAUUCUCAGUGGUAUGUGCAGAUUAGAGCAAGGUGCUGGGAUAUCUUCUUUUUGUGUGCACAGGGUGCAUUUCAGUGCAGUUCAGAAUGUAAUACGUCUUUGUCGUCGUCAUGCUACUGCGAGUGAGAGACAGACAGACAAACAGCGAGACCUCUGCCAUAUAACCAUAUACACUGGGUCACUGCAAAUACAGAUGCAUCAGGGUGUUAGUCAAUGUUCUGGUUUUGCCUUUAAUUUGUAAAUAUUUUAUUUAUUUUUUAUAGAGAAAGGUGUAUUGGUUGACCAUAUCAUGAACUGAAAACACCCAUUGAUUUUUUUUAUUUUUUUUGAAAGUCUAAUAUCUGUGAAGGAGUCACUUUUUUUCAUUCUGAGGGUGUUCAAUCAGACAGGUCACUGUACAAGAUCACUUGAAUCAUGGUUCAUGCAUUCAUAUGCGUGAUUAUUAUAAUUUUUUUGUAUUUUUAUUUUAUUUUUACUGACAUGCAGAGAGGGGAAUUACCAUACAGUGGCCCUAACGUAUGGGUCAGUUUAAUUAAUAUUAAAUGUCUGGGAAGAGAAAACGGGGGAAUUCAUAAACAGUUUAUUUUAUUUUAUUUUUAUUUUGUUUUCUGGAAUUUGACAUUCUGUAAGUUUAAAUUUGUCUCAGUCCCUCAAACUGAAGUUUAAUAAAACUUCUAAUAAAAAAGUUUGAGGACAUUGUUUCAGAACUGUUGAUUCUUUGACACUGAACUCCAUGAGAAUGGUCUCGUUAAAAGGUGCAAUAUUCCUUUCAAUCAUGACAGCCGGAGGUGUUUCAAGCUCUUUUAGGGCGUAAAACCUGUAGUUGACAGAAUCUAUGGACUCAUUUUUGGGGGGAAAUAUGAUCAAAUUUGUUUGUGGAAAAAGUUCUGUGGCUGGGAGCCUAUUUUAGAUGUUACUGACCCCUGUUAUCGUAUUCGUUCCCAAAUUUAUGCCAGUUUUAGCAAAAUGUGAGAGGUGGGGGAUUAAUUUAAUAUUUGUAAGCUAGCAGUUUUUUUUCCCUCUCUUUCUCCAUUUCUUUUUAACAAGUGUCUUGCUGCUGGAAAGUUAGACACUUUUUUUGGCAAAAAGCAUGCACGUGUUUGCAUUACUCUGCAAUGAGAAAAGAACUUGGAGUUCUUUUAAAUAUUUUAAGUGUUAUGGAUUUUAAAUAGCAUUAUGACAUAUUUCAUAUUGUGUAUUUUGAAAGACUCUGUCCUUAUGUCUCUCUAUAUAUUGUGAAUUUAUUGGGUCAGUUCAGGCAGAUGAAGUGGUUCAUUAACUGAUAUUGUAGCUUGAGCGGCCCAAAAGGAAGGCUGUGGGUGUGUUCUCUUCCUUCAUCCUGUUUUUCACCGGUUGAAUCCUUUUGCUCUCACUUUGUAACAUCACUAGUGAGCAAAUUCUCUUCUCCCUGAUUCUUAUUGCUUUUAGGUGACUGGUUGUAAUCUGUACAAGAAACAUCGGGCUGACGCAGCAUGUUCAUUAACAAUACAUUGUGUGUAAGCACUAGAAUCCCAAUGUCUCAAAAUGAGAUUUUAAAAGAUUCAAGAAAACAUAAGUUUUUUUUUUUUUUGUUGUUGUUGUAUUACACAGUAAGUAAUUGUAAACUGAGCCUAAACCCUGAACUCAGCUCAACAGUACCAAUAUUGCAGUGAUUUUACCUUCCCAUUCAGAAAAUCAUGCUUCCCCCCCCCCCCCCCCAUCAUGGAAGAUCUGACAGUAAUCUGUAAUCUGACAGUCAUGUUAAUUGGGUUUUUUCGUUUGUUUUUCUAUGGUGUGGAAAUGCAUUGUCACACUGUCUGUGUUGAGAUUGUUUUACUUUCAGCCAGUGUUUAUAUAUUAUUUGAUUUUUAAGAUGCCUUGGUACAGUUAAUGUUGCAGUUUUUUUUUUUCUUGUCAACUUAAGUUAUAAGUUGACUUAUUUUUAAAUGUGAAAAUAAAGAAGAUUAAUUGA
Onychostoma macrolepis is the source of this 3907-nucleotide messenger RNA. It is a transcript of the gene slc35e1, whose product is annotated as solute carrier family 35 member E1. Gene Ontology annotation, cellular component: Golgi apparatus. Lineage: Eukaryota; Metazoa; Chordata; Actinopteri; Cypriniformes; Cyprinidae. The record is from RefSeq and is a predicted model, not a curated record. Bases 629 to 1756 code for a protein of 375 amino acids. Gene Ontology annotation, molecular function: antiporter activity. The transcript has 6 exons.